AUGAACGAUUAUUUCCCUCGUCAAUUAAUAAAUUUGGCCCAAAGGUAUUAUAGCCAAACAACCGAUUCCAUAGAUAAAUUCUAUAAAGAAGUAUAUCAAGAAAAUCUUACCUGGCUAGAAGAGACGCUGUUGGAAGUAGCUCAAGACAAAAAGCAGAACCUCACUCAGCUAAGAGAGCAACUGUUCUUUCGAACGGGAAUCAACGCAAUCUACGUAGUGUAUGCAGCAUCAUUACUUAUAUUUGAAAGCCUUGUCUCCGGAGCAGCAUUGCUUCCAAAAACACCUUCAAUGAAGAGGAAGCGCCAGGAAAUCAGCAAGAAAACGUAUUUUCAGCUAGAUGUUUCCGAGUAUACGAUCAGCGAAGAUAAGGAAGAGAAUGAAACUUUACAAGAAUCCCCCGUUAAGAGAGGGCGGCAUAAAGUUACCCAAAAUAUGAAUACGAAUAAUAUCCCUCACCAAGAUGAGAGGAAAAAAAACAAGAGAAAGAACAAUCAGAAACAAUGCCCUGAGGCAAAAGUUACGCAGAAUGUUAGAAUAACCAGAAGGAUGGCGGCUAAAAUGAAAUACGAUGAUAGCUCCUGCACAGAGAAUAUUUGUAGUAUAUCAUCCAGCACACCACAAUCCGCAAAUAAAUUGAAAAAUACUAGUAUAGGAAGUGAUUGCAAAGAAAUUGUGAUACCCUUGACCCCUACAAUGAACAAUAUGAAUCUGAAUACCGAAACCAGUGUAUCAGAGGAUAUAACUGCAUUUGACUUUGGGAAAGCAGGGCUUAUAACAACGACAGGGAAGCAGAAUAGCAAUUGCGCGGAAAAUUUAUCUACCAUGAGUGCUGUUUCACCGCAUCCUAUCGCUAAUGAAAUCAUGAAUAGUUUCAUUAAGUUACCAGUUAGCGCCGAAUCAGUCUCAGGGGAAAAAAAUACGAUGAAUUUAUUAUCGUCUCGUACUAUCUCAACUCCAAGCAGGACUACGAUUGUAGAUUCUUCGUUGAACCGUUUCUUAGAUGCAGCCUCUCGAGAUACUAAUAUCAAUAAUGAUAAUGAUUUAAUUUUAGGGAUGAACGAAGAUGUUCACGUUUCUUUGCAAGAAACGCUAACCGUUAUAGAGGGCAUUACAGCAGAAGCAAAUGAAAGGGAUGUAAAUCUAACCACAGAUACGGUCACUUUCAAUACGUAUGAACCAAUGGUAAAUACUGAGCCGCUAUCAAAAAACGAAAAGGUUUCCAAUUGCGGAUCUGAAUCGAUAAACGAUGAAGAAUCACAGGAAGAAGGUAAUGAAAUCAUCGUAGAAAAUGAACACUCAUCGAUUUUAGAAACGGACACGAAUAUUCUCGAAGAAAGUCCCAAAGAUACAAAUGCCAGCUUUAGUUCUGCUUCAUCUUUAAAAAUAAAUGAAACACCUUCGGUAAUGAAGGAUCAAGACCCUUGUAAUAGCAGAAAUAAUUGUAAUAUAAAUGGCACUUCCGGCGACUUAAGAAUUUCUACGGAUGUUGUAAAAGACCGUAAUAUUUCGUAUAACGGUGAUACUCAAGACUGUAUUACUGAAACGCGCACUCCCAUGAGCAUAGCUGGUGAACAAUCAGCAAAUUUAUCAAAAAGCUCCUCAAAUAAUGAUGUCGUCAUUUCGUUAACAAACGAAAGAAGUGGUAUAGAUGAUGGUGAUUUAUAUGACACACCUAAGGGAAGGUUAACAUCAUCCAAUGUUAGGAGAAAAAUUUCCGAAGAAACAUCAGUGGAAUUUGUAAACACACCAGUUAAUAUCACUCAAACGGAGCAAAUAGAAAGCCCUAUAAACGCUGACAUAAACAAAGAUCCUGAAUGUGAUAAUAUAUGUUCAAAUAUUUCUGGAACAAGAGCUUUACUAGGCACCAAAACAGGUCGAAAAGGCAACGCUUCUGAUCCCUGUGAUAUUGCUCCCAUAGAUAUGAACGAACUUAAUUCGGAGGACAAGAAAAGGAAACAUAAUGGUAAAAUUUGGAAAGAUGAAGAUGAUGUUGUAAAGGCGAAAAGACCCAAAGCGGAGAAGGACUCAGAUUUAGAAGAUGUAAAGGAAACUAAAGACUGCUAUGUUACACCGCCAAAUAGGUUUUCUGUAGCUUUUGAAGAUGCUAUAGACAAUGAGAUUGAAUUAAGUACACCGAAAUUUGUUAAAACGAAAAAUAUUACUCCAACUACAUUUAAAGUUCAAAAGGGAACGGUAUCAGCCGUCGUUAACACCAGUUCCAUCGCAUCUCCUAUCUCACAGCUAGCAUCUUUAUGCAAAACUCCAAAUAAUAUUGCUUCCGGAGUUACAUCUUUUCUGAAAAAGAAAACUGUUGUCAUGCAUCAAAGAGAGGAAAAAAAGAAAGAACUCGAGACUGCUAUUAAAGCUAAGGCUGCCUUAUCUCAAGAGAGAAAGCAGAGAAUUGAGGAACAAAGAAGAAUUAAGAUGGAAGAUAUGAAACGUAAACGGGAAGAAAAGGAGCGACGUGUUGCUGAACAUCGUGCUGCGAAAGCAAAAGCUGAGAAAGAAAGAAAUCGUCAAUUAAUGCAGAAACUGACGCAAAAAACGCAGAAUGAUAAAAAAAUCGAACGAAAGACUAGCAAAGUAGCAAAGACUAAAGGUGUAAAUGAGAUUAAAACCAAGCAAACUAGCAAGGAUUUACCGAAGAAGCCCACAGAAGUUCCGAUGAAACAAUCUACUCGAGGAGCUGUGAAAACUACUUUAAAAAAGUCGAAUCAACUAGACAAGAAUAAGAACGCUGGCUGUUUAACACCCAUGGAACAAGUGAAAGUUGACGCUACAAGCGUUCGUACUGAGGAUAAGGAAAGUGACCUUGCUCAUGGAAUAGAAGCUCUAAGUGCAGCAAAGGAGAUUAAUGUAAAUCACUUUAAAGCUGCUCCUGCUCAACCUAUGAGCGAAAUUACAGACAAUUAUCAGCAGCUGAGAGAGACUACCAGUCUUCAGCGGUCUUUAUUUCAAGAAAAGCAAAGACAUAUGCAACAGCAACAGCAAAAAAUGAUCAUGAAACUCAAGCAAGAAAAAGCCGAAUUAGAAAAAAUUCUAAAAGCUAAGGAUAGCGGUAAUGCUUGCCAUAGAGGCAAUACUGAACCAGUUAUUUACAGUGAAAGUUCAUCAGAUAAGAAUAAUUCUAUUAAAGGCACUUUAAGUGAAAAGAAGGAAAUUCUUAAUGCAUUCUUCAAUGAUGAAAACGUAUCCACCUUUAAAACACCUCCGUCUAAGACAAAGUUAAAUAACACUGAAACUGAAAAAGUUAAAACUGUAAUUUCACCUGCUAUUAUGGGAGUUUUGAAAGAAAGUAAUAGAACCCAAGAUAGUGUUGGAAAUUCUAUUUAUGACAACAAAGAAUUUAAGAAUAUUUUAAAAAAGAAAGUUUUAUCAACAUAUGACAUUAGCAACUUGAACAGUGAUGAUUCAACAGACGACGAAGAUUCGCCUCGCAAACCUAUACCGCUCUGGGCUAAAACCCCAAAUUUAAAGAUAGCUCUGAAGAAACAAUGCUUAUCAAAUGUAUCUAAUCCGGAUGAGAUUUUCCCGAAUGUCGUCUCCCCACCGGAUCUUGGUAAGAUUUUUAAUCGUAAGCGGUCACGGUAUAAUAAGAGAACAAGUUCAGCGUACUGGGAUUCCCCCAUUAUUAGUAAAACGUAA
This is a messenger RNA of Trichoplax adhaerens, 3645 nucleotides long. RefSeq lists its product as uncharacterized. The transcript has 13 exons. The record is from RefSeq and is a predicted model, not a curated record. Gene Ontology annotation, biological process: meiotic spindle midzone assembly; metaphase chromosome alignment; mitotic cytokinesis. Bases 1 to 3645 code for a protein of 1214 amino acids. NCBI's taxonomy places the organism in Eukaryota, Metazoa, Placozoa, Uniplacotomia, Trichoplacea, Trichoplacidae. Gene Ontology annotation, cellular component: meiotic spindle midzone; midbody; kinetochore. Gene Ontology annotation, molecular function: protein serine/threonine kinase activator activity.